This is a messenger RNA of Mercenaria mercenaria, 2753 nucleotides long. Its product is annotated as interferon-induced protein 44-like. The transcript has 6 exons. Bases 42 to 992 code for a protein of 316 amino acids. Lineage: Eukaryota; Metazoa; Mollusca; Bivalvia; Venerida; Veneridae. The record is from RefSeq and is a predicted model, not a curated record.
UUGAGACAUGACUUACGUCGGAACGUAGUUCUCCCGGAGUGAUGGGUGGAGUGUCGACUGAAGAGUUAACUAACAACAUAAAAACUAUUACAGAAUUAGAGGUUUAUAGGGUCAAAGAUUCAGUCUUAGUACCUACCUGGCGAGAGAUAGGAGGUUGGGAACAACAGGACUUAGAAGACCUGAUAAAUGAAAUGGAUACCUGGUCACCACCUCAUGAUGUCGGUAUUAAAUCAGCAAAUAUUCUUCUCCUUGGUCCUCAAGGAGCUGGAAAAUUAAGCUUCUUCAACACUAUCACUUCAGUUUUCCGUGGUCGUAUCACAAGACAAGCUGUAUGUGGCAGCUCUGAGCAGGGCUUAACAUUAAAGUAUCGCAUGCAUAGUGUACAAGGUACAGCCCUGACAAAGCCGAUGAAAUUUAAAUUAUGUGAUACGAGAGGGAUAGAACAAAAUCAAGGUAUUGAUGGCACAGAGGUGAACUAUAUAUUAGAAGGCAAUAUACCAAAUGGUUACCAGUUUAAUCCAUCUAAACCGAUAUCGCCUGAUGUAUCUGGAUUCGUUUCAACACCAACAAUGGACGACAAGAUUCACUGUGUCUGCUUUGUUAUCGAUGGAAGCACAGUCACUGUCAUGUCGGAGAAAAUGCUUGAAAAGAUCAAAUCUCUACAAACAAAAGUUUGCCAAAAAGACUUGCCACAGUUAGUUCUAGUGACGAAAAUUGACAAAGUUUGCGCUCACGUAGAAGAGGACAUAUCCACAGUAUUUCAAAGCGUUGCCAUUCAAGAAUUAGUUGAUAAAGUUUCAGACAUGUUCGGUUUGCCAAGAAAUCACGUCCUACCUGUGAAAAAUUACGAGAAGGAACUAACCAUUAGAAAUGACGUCAGCAUACUGGCACUACUUUCUUUGCGGCAGAUUCUUCACGCAACCGAAGAUUUCAUGUUUAAUCUUCUGGAUUUGAUGGAUAAAGACAGGAAGGACACGGAAUCUUGGAAAUGAACAAAAUUCACAUAUUACAUUUAAUAAGAAUUAUUAUGUCUUAUCAUUUUGUCUUUUAUGACUUAUAAUAACAGUUAUUAAAGGGACUAAAACAUACAUUUUAGGCGAAAAAUUCUCCCAAUAUCCAUAAAAAUUGAGUUUUCUGAAAGUGACUAGUGGAACAAGCUUAUUGACAUAAGGUUUUUGCAAGAGAUUCUUAUAUAUAACCAAAUGAUAUUGUGCAGAAGGUAGUAAACCGUUGCAGCGCUUUUAAAAUAAUGCACAAAACUUACAUUCUUCUUGCAUUUUCACCCGCUUCAUCAUUUUGCAGUGUCAUAUAUACAUUCAAUGUCAAACUUAAACGACAUAACGAAAUUUCACAAACAAGCUACCGUAUACGAGGGGAAAGUUUUGUGACUCUUCAUCCAUUUAACCUUUUGUAACAAGGUUCUUGUCUGAGUUAUUUCGUAAGGCGUAGGAGUUUGUAAGCCGUGCGAAGUAUUUAUUAUGACGUCAUAUGCAUGAGUUUGUAGGUCGUACAUAGAAUUUAAUAUACAUCUCUCAGCUGUCACCAGAACGCUUCCAUGGAAUAAAUCCUAUUUUAGUUUCUGUUUACAAUGUGUUUUAAUCGUGUUAAAUUUGGAACGACCUUAUCUCGGACGUGCCUGUAUCCACCGUCUAUAUUGUUAUAACUAAAAGGAAUGUAUGUAAGUAUUCUUGAAAAAGGUAGCGUUUUCUAUAAAGUGAUCUGAACAUAAUCGACCUUCUUAAAGAGCCGGUGUUGUUCAAUCAAUGUACCAGCAGGGACUGACAAUGCCAGCUGUAGAGAUACACGCAGUGAUUAGAUGGCGUAAGUGGUAAGGUCGGUUUUGUACUUUGACCAGUUUCUGUUUUUAGAAUAGAAUGAUAAGCAUUUGGAUCCAAUAUUGCUUAUCUAUGAUGAUAAGAGAACUAAGGAUUUCGAUGAGUGAAUAUUUGUUGUGCAAAGUAAUGAGUGUUGGAAUCCUGGAACUGGUCAUUUCUCGAAACUAACUCGAGGUUAAUCGGAACGGUAACAGUCACCUAUCUAUAUAGAUUCAGCUUAUUUGCGAAUGUUACAGAUAUUAGCCACUUUUCAAACUAACAUUUUUAUGUCUAGCCUCAAGUUACAAAAAUACAUCCGAUUUGGAUAAGUGCGGGACACGUUUCACUAGGUGUUCUUUGUUUGAUUUGGGUUUAGACAGUAUCUACUUAUGUAACGGCGAGCAGUGAUGCUAACUCUGUACCAGUACAAACCUGUUCUUCUCUAGUUACUGCCAACUUACACACGCGAAUCAGCGGUGGAGGACGAAUGACUUCAGACACAGUCGUCACGCAGAACAUACACCUCGACCGGCGAUCGAACUCACCACCCCGCGAUCUGUAGAUCUGCGCUUUCCUUAUCUAGCUUAGUCGCUAAAGUGGGGUGGGAGUGGGGGAGCGUUUCACUGCGUUGGCAAUAUGAGACAUGUUUUGUAACAAAAUGUCAGUAUCCUGAACUGAUAGUUGAUUCAUUUUCAUCAACUGAACGACUGAAUUAACAGGUUGAAGAUGCCAUACGAUGAAGUGCAGUGUAUAUUUAAUAUACCAACCCUACAUACCGCUGAUAUUUCUAAACAUAUAACUUUUUUUUUUUGUAUUCCAAUCCUGUUGGGUGUUUCUUAUUCUUAAAAUCAAAAGUAAUAUUUGUGUUAUUGGUUUAUACAUUUAUGAUUUCUUCCGUUUUACAUCCUAUUGUCAAAUAUUAUAAGAAUCGUUCACUGA